Messenger RNA from Chlamydomonas reinhardtii, 8499 nucleotides. RefSeq lists its product as uncharacterized. Gene Ontology annotation, molecular function: transcription coregulator activity. Gene Ontology annotation, cellular component: SAGA complex. NCBI's taxonomy places the organism in Eukaryota, Viridiplantae, Chlorophyta, Chlorophyceae, Chlamydomonadales, Chlamydomonadaceae. Gene Ontology annotation, biological process: regulation of transcription by RNA polymerase II. The transcript is spliced from 5 exons. The record is from RefSeq and is a predicted model, not a curated record. Bases 533 to 6610 code for a protein of 2025 amino acids.
CCCAUAGUCUCGGCCUAAGCCAGCUUGAACUGGCCAGUUCGGAUACUGGUUCCCCGCAUGUUGCACCGAGGCCGCAUUUCCAUCGCCAACUUAUAUGAGGCAUUAAUCCAAACAUGCUGUUGUCGUUGUCGAGACUCUCACACCAGCCGGUAAGGUGCUCGUGGAACUCGCGCGCUUGACAUACAACGCGGAACAUUGCCCCGCGUGUGCACGUUCGGCCCCCGGAGGCCAUUGAGAUUACAACAACUGUAUUCAUGAGAGCUCAAGCCUUUUCGUAGGCGUUUCUCUUAGGCACCCGGCGGGGCUCAUGUCGUCGGCGUGGCUCGACGAACACCCGCCGUCAACUGCAGGCAGCAGGAUAUCAGCCAUGAUAUCGACUGCAGGAAUAGUACCGCAGCCUGCGGAGAGCUUGUGUCAGAUGGAACGCAAGGGUUCACAGCAUAUCUCAAACAAGUCCGAGCCCAAGCGCGGCAGGCUACAUGGACUGGCAGAUUAUUAUGUCAUAGGGCUCAUAUGCUGCCUGACGGUUCGGAUGUAUGCUAGGCGCGGCGAACUUGCUAAAGUCUCGACAUUCUUUCUCUUCUACACUGCGUUUGCGUGGACGGUGUACCACAAACGAGGCUGUCCCAACGCCGACCUCCUCGCGCCCUGCUUUCCGGAGCAGCCCGGGAAUCUUGACAGCACAGCAACGGACGUCUGGGCUGAGCCAAGUGCCCCGACCCCAGACUGCGCCUUCGGGCCGCUCCCAGCCUCCCACCCAUUUGCGGGCUACCCCUGCCCGCCCGCGCCGCUGUGGCACCGGCUCCUCUACCAUGCCGCGCGGCCGGGCCACCUGCACGCAAUCGCCUUCUUCAACCCCAUCAACCCCGCGGACAUACAUGACGGCAUCUCCUUCGCGGUCUUCAUCGCCGGUGGCACGCUCGCUGCGCUGCUGGGCCCGGCCAGUCCGAGCGAGCGGCGCCGCGGCCUCGCCCGCCUGGUGUGGCUGAUGGCGGUGGUGAUGCUGCCCAAGGGCUUCACAGUAAUGUAUGGGCUGCUGAACCCAGGUGCCAGCAUGGGCGAGGCGGCCAAUGUGAUGCUGCCACGACACGUGGCCAUCGUCAUGUGGCUGGCGUUCGCGUUCCCGCUCACCUGGCGGCGCCAGGCACUGCUGGCUGCCACCUACGCGGCGCACAUGCUCAUGGUAAUUCGCAUGCUUGCGGUGCGCGGCUGGCCCUACACCGCUGGCGGCGCCGCCGCCACCCCCGCCGCCUUGUCUGCCAAGUUGCUCAUAUGCGGAGCGCUGUCCGUGCUCUUCGCCGCCAUCGCCGACUGGCGGGAAGCGCGCGCGGCGGCCCGCGCGGCUGCGGCAAAGGAGGCCGAUCCAGCCGACGAGGCAGACGCGGCCGCCGAGGAGAUGGGCUUCAGCUCGGGAAAGCAGCAGAUGGCGCCAGCCUCGGCCGCGGUCACUUCUGGCGCGGCGGAGCAGCCCCUACAGAAUGACCAGCUGUUGGCGGAGGCAGUGCGGCGCCUGGGCCUGCUGCGGCGCCGCCGUGCGGCGGCCGCCGCCGCCGCCGCCGCAGCCGCGCCACCGCUCCCCUGGGUGGCGGCGCCGGCGGCUGCAGCGGCAGCGCCCGGCGCGGCGCUGCACUUCCUGCGCCUGAGCGACCCCCCGCCCUCAGCCUCCUUCGCCGUGCCGCCGCUUUUGGCGCGCAUGACGCCCACGCCGGGGCCCGGCGGCAACAUUGCGCCGGGGCCGCUGGGCGACACAGCCGCGGUGAGGGCGGUGGCGGAGCGCGGCCCCGUGUCGGCUCCGCAGCUGCAGGCGCCAUUGGAGCUGGAAACGCCGCUGCCCGACUCGGCACGCGUUCCGCACACACCAGGCCCUCAGGAGCUCACUGACCACACGGGCCCCGAGCAGCACGCCGACCCAGAUCCCGGCGCGCUCGCCGCGCCGCACGCCGCCUGGCGGUGCGACCCGCAGCUUGCGCCGGCGAAGCCGGCGCAGCCGUCGGCCGCCCCGCAGGAGGUGCUGAAGCAGGCGGUAGCGGUGCUGGCGCGGCCGCCGCGGUACCGCAGCGUGUCGCACGUGCGGCGCGUGCAUGUCAAGAUGCCGGGCGCGCACGCGGCGCAGCUGGGGUCGGGCGUGGUGACGGCGCUGAUGGACCGCCUGGCGGAGGGCGGCUACGUGCUGACCGGCAUUGCGGUGCGCGAGGGCUGCAUCGAGGCGGUGCUGGAGCUGGAGCAGGGGUGCGCGCCAGUGGCCACCGCGCCGCUGGUGCGGUCGGGGCUGCAGGCGAAGGCGCGGGUGCAGGCGAGGCCUGCGGGGGCGGGGCCGCUUGCAGCCAGUGGCAGAGACUGCUGUGGCGGAGCGGAGACGCCGACGCGGCUCCAGGCGGGGGCGCAGGAGGCGGAGCAGCGCUCGGUGGUCACGAUUGACGUGCGGCUUGGCGGCUAUCUGGGGCUCCCUGGUGGCCUGCCGUCCGCCGCAAUUGCCGGCUCCACGUCCUCUCUGGUGUCGCGGCUGGGUUAUGGUGGCCUGAGCUCUUCCACCGUUCCCAGCGGACCUGAUGCCGCCGCCGGCCCCACCGCCGCUGCAACGGCCCCAUGCUCACGCCCGGCCACCUGCCCCGGCCUGAGUGCUGGCGGUAGCGUGGUUGCGGCCGCUGACAGGUCCGUGUCUGCGCGCGGCUGCGGUAACUUCACCACGGCUCGCCGCACGCAGGCAGAUAGCUCUCUGUUGCUGCGCCUCGCCACCACGCCGCGUGCCAGUGUGCGCGGCAGCGCCACUGGAUUCGGCGCCGGCGACGCCGGCCUCAGCCUCGGCCGUGGCAGCAGCGGUGGCGCUGACAUCACACGCUUCCUGCGCAGCGGCAGCUGGCGCCGCCGCCGGCCCGCGCAGCGGCGUGCCGAGCUGCUUAUGCGCUCGCCCUUCAAUGUCGUCGCUGACGGCAACCGUGCGUAUGGCACUGAUGUUGGCAAUGGCUGUGAGCAGGCGGGUGGCCGGCUGCGGGGCUGUGGGGCCGCACAUGCUGGCCGCGGCGACAUUUGCGGUGCCGCCUGCGACGACGGCGAGCUGGUGAGGCAGGUGGCGGACAUGUUGGCGCUUUUUGCGGUGCCACAGCAGCAGCAGCAGCAGCAGCAGCAGCAGCAGCAGCUGCAGCAGCAUGAUUGGGCGCAGCCGGGAGCGAUGGCGCCGGCAGCAGUGGCGCCGGCAGCCGGGGCGCCGGCAGCGGCGGCGGCAGCGGCGGCGGCACCGGCUGAUGCAGUGCAGGCCCAGGUGGAGGGCGGGGGCAGGUACGUGCUGCGGCGCGGCCGCCUGGCGCGGAGGGGUGGUGCCGCCGCCGGCAGUAGCGGCGGCGGCAUCGGUGCGGCAGGCUCGGGCACGAGCGCGGACACACAGGAUUGGGACAUGCGUGUCCUGGCGGACGAGGGCGAUGCGGCGGCGGGAUUCGCGGUCACGUGGGUGGCUGCGCCGCCUGUCGCCGAAGGUGUGGAGCGCAACCAGGGCGAAGUCACCGCUGCGGCGCUGCCGCCCUGUUUCCUGCUGCAGCCCAAGAGCUGUAGCAGCAACGUUCGCACUGCCGGCGCCGUUGUGGAGGUUACGCUAUUGGUGCAUGGGGCGAGGGGCGGCCUCGAGGGAGCGCAGCGGGACGGCAGCGGCGUGCAGGUGUGCGCCUGGCAGCGCGGCUGCUUCCUGCAGGUCCUGGCAGUGAAGGAAGUGGAGGAAGAGGCGGAGGUGGGGGGCAAGGAGGAGGGUCAGGCUAAAGGUGCUGUCGUGACGUCCGAGCCGGCUGCCAAGCGGGUCCGCAUGUCCGCAGCCGGCGCACAACACCAGGACCCCGCCGCAGCCAGCUCGUCAGCGGGCAAGAAUCUGCAGGGCAACGCAGCUAUCCCGCGUAACAGCAGCAGCAGCAGUAGCAGGCAUCUGCGCACGCUGCGUGUCCGGUUCGAUUCCACAGACGCCGUCCCAGGCCUCGUCACGUUCGGCAUAUUCGAGCCGACCGGCACCGCUGGCACCGCUCCGCGUCUGCUGGGCACGUGCUGCUCCCUAGCGCUGCCGCCGCGCCUGACGGCGGUCGCAGUUGACCUGGCGGCGCCGCUGGCGGCCGACGCCGCCGCUGCUGUGCAGGCCGGGGACUCCGCCGCCGCCAGCUCCGUGUCCGACCUGCUCCAUGACAUGCACGAGUGGCUCAGCAACGAGACGUACCUGCUACAGCCUGCCGCGGCAACUGCUGCGGCCCAGGCGACGGAGCUUGCAGAAGCUGCGCCCCUGUGCCUGGUGGCGGCGGCAGCAGGGCCAGCCAUGGCGGUGCAGCCGCUAGGCCUGCAGCAGCUGCAGAGCCUGGACCUGGCAGCGCAGGCGCCGCUGCUGCAGCCGCAGCCACAACCGCAACCCGAGCGCGCUGACGCCGCUAUUCACUGGCGCGUCCUUGAUCCGUUACCUCGCGGCGUACCGGCUUCACCCUGCGCCGCCGUCGCCAACGCCGGCGUCACGGGCGGAAGCGGCAAACUCGUCAGCGCCGUCCUCGACAACAGCGCUGAUGGUGCCAAGCACCAGGAUGACACGUGCAGCACAGCCGGCGGCGUCAGCGGGAGCCCCCACCUCCUGGGUCUCGGCGGCGACAGCACUACCACCACCGAUACGCGCUUCAUAUCGCCUGGGGUCUCCUCGUGGGGCUGCGGCUGUCACGGCGGCUUCGGCAGCGGCGCCGGCGGCAUCUCGCCGGUGCCACGUGCUGCGAGCUGCCUGCCGGGGGCCGCCCAGGGGCCGCUGCUGCAAUCCUUCGAGGGCAAUGGGCAUGAGGGGGAGCCUCUGCGGGUGAAGCAGGUGGACAGCUUUGGCUUCAGGCGCAUCGGCACCCUCGGCGGCGGCGGCGGCGGCGGCGCCUGCUCGCCGACUGUUUGCUGCGGCGCGGGUGCGGGUGCAAGUGCUGGCGCGCUCGCAUCGGGCAGAUGCGGGGUGGCGCAGCGGCCGCCGCAGCCGGCGACGGCGACGGCAACUGGGGCGCCGGCGGCGGCGCAGCUGCGCCAGGCUGUGGGCGUGUCGCGGGUGCUGCAGCUGCACCCCUUGCCGGGGUCCCUGUGCGACAUCGUUGGCGCCGAUGCCAUGCAAGCCGAUGCCGCCGGCCCGCUCACCGGCCCGCUCACCGGCGCCGCCAUCGUACCCUCCGGACGCGGCACGGGGGACGCCGGCCACCACGCCUUCGAAGAAGCCGCCGUCACCAGCGCCGGAGACAUCAGCGGCAGCUGGUCGGCCGCGGCGCGCUUUGGGCGGCCGGCGGCGCCGCCGCCGCUGGCGCGCGCGAGGUCCAUCCUUGCGCUAGCGACCGAGGCGGGAGCCCCGGGCGUGUGCGCCGUCGCCGGCUGCUCCGUGAGCCCGGCGCCGACCCUGGCACCUCUAUCUACUGUGGCAUCCGUGGACGGGCAUAUGGGGGCACGUGCUGCCGCAACGCCGUUCCUUACGAUGGCGGCUCCUGCAGACCUGACAGAGCCUAUGGAUGUGUUUCUUGGGGUCGGCGGCCGCAUGCUGGGCGGCGGUCGGUUGGACCUGAGGGUGGAAGCCGAGGAGGCGGUGCGGCUGGCGAGGCGAGGCGGCGCAGGCAGCGCCGCCGCUGCGGCGGCGGGGACGGCGUUGAUGCCGGCGCAGCAGCGGCGGCAGAUGGAGCAACGCCGGCAGGCGCUGCUGGCACACUGCGUGCGGCGCGGCUGGGCGGCGGUGGCGGCGGUGCUGCUGCGGCUGCCGCUUGCGGCCGAUGGCUCCGCCCUACGAAGCGCCACCACUGGCUACUGCUGCUGCCCUGCCUCGUGUCAACCGGGGCUCGCCGCCACACCAUCGGCGCCGCGUAGCAACUUCGACAUCGGUGCCGCGGCUGUCACUGCUGCGCCCGACCUGCCGGAGGGCCUGCAGGCGGCCUAUCGCACCGUGGAGCCGGCGUUUGCUCCGGAGGACGACGACGGCUGCGACCUGCUGCUGGCGGCGGAGGCGAAGGCGAUUGCUCAGAUGAUGGAGAACGUCUGCGGCACGCCGCGGGCCGCAGCUGCAGCAGCUGUGCGGGCCUCGGGCGGCGGCGCGCGCGGCGCGGCCUUGCAGGAGGCGGAGCGCGCUGAGCCGCGGCCGACGCUGCUUCACCUGGCGGUGGCGAGCGGCAGUACGGAGGUGGUCGACAUGGUGGUGGGGGCGGCGGCGGCGGCGGCCGCGCGCGGUGAUGUGGGGGCUGCUGUCGCGCUGGUGGGCCGGGGCGGAUGGGGCACCGCGUGCCUGGGGCUUGGCAGGAAGCGGGAGGAGGGAGCUGCAGCGCUGCAGCGCGCUGCUGCGGGUAGUGGCGGCGGCGGCGAAAAAGUCGUGGAACAGCUGGAGGAUCCGGGUGUGGGGGCCCGGGAAGACGAUUACGAGCAGGAGGACGGAUACGAGGAGGACCAGGAGGAGCAGGGGCAGGAGGAGGAGGAGGAGGAGGAGGGGGUGGAAGAGGCGCUGACUCCGCUGCAGCUGGCGGAGCUGCUGCCGGACGGGGGUGUGAUGGCAGCACACAUCCGCGACCGCUACCCGCAGCCGUGCGGUGCCGACUGCAGCGAUGUUGGCUGUGGCGUCGAGCCCAUGAAGUGCUGCGGCGGCGGGAAGUGCUGCUGAUGCCGUGCCCCCUAGACCGGGAGUGCGCCUUACAGGUGAAUAUCAGCAUGGCGUUGGGUAGUGGUGUUGGUGCUAUGGAGACGGGGCUGAGACGGGUUAUUACGGGGGAUCUUGCUACUCUGCCGUGGGAGCUGUCAGUUGGGCUGGUGAGGAUUCCAUGCUGGCUAGCGCGCGUGAUUGCGCUUGUUGGCAUUUUGGGUGUGGUCAAAUGGUGUACCUGCGCAAUGGUAAGUAAUAAAUGGACGUGGUGGACAUGAGCGUGCAGGAACUAAUGCCAUGUAAAUGUGGUGGUGUGAUGCCGGGAGGGCCCUGGUAUUCAUGUUGAGCACAGAAUGUCUGCAAAUGUGAGGCAAGCGGAUGCAAGUCAUGACGUUUUGGCAAGCUUCUUGCCUUUGUUGUGAUCCAGAUACAUGACGCACCUGCACAGAAUGCACUGCACUUAGUGUCUAGGUCGGAAUUUUUUGAAUGGCGCAGGAAUGGCGCAGUUGUUCCAGGGGGGGGGGGCGAAGCCCCCCAGGAACACCCCUGUGCGUGCGUGCGUCGGCAAAAAGUACCCGGGAGGGGAGGGCUCAGCCCUUUUCCUGCCUUCCUAAGGCAGCCACCUCCUUGUUUGGAUGGCCAGCAGCUGGUUUGUGUGACAGGCCCUUGGGGGCCAAAUCAGUCGUAUAGUGUGGCACAUAUAAGAGGCACGUGCGGUUGGUUGGUGACAGAGCACUAAAGUGCUUAGGCGUUACAAAGUUAGCAGCUCGCAAGAAAUUAUGUGUUUUGGAAUCGGGCCCCCCACGCAUGGGCACUUACAAUUGCAAGAAUCGGAUUGUACGUCUGGACUGCAAACUUGCCGCUCUGCCGUGCCGUGCCAGUUGCGUGGGAGGCGGGAGGCGAUGGACAAGCAUCACUUGCAUUCAUGAUGACAAGGAAGAAAGUGGUUGCGAAUGCACGCGAGAAUAGGGUGUUGGGUAUGGUACCACGACACGCUUCGUGCUAUGCUGUCCCUAGUAAUAGCUGCCCGGCCAAAAGGUUUUUGGAGGGGCACCUCCGUGGGGUCACUUGCAUUUCUGACAUGCGGUGCGGAGCUGCCUCAAUGCUGGCAGUCGGUGGCAAAUUGGAGACGUGUCACAAGGUGAUGCGGACCGGUGAUUGCGACGACACAGGUGUUGCUGUGUCCCACGGGCGCGAGUGUGAGGACCGGCGAGCUGAUUGCAGGGGAGGAUGCCGUAGCGCUGUGGAUGAGAUUGCGGCUGUACAUGUUGCGGCGCUACGUGUAGCCAGCAUGCGCCACAUGGACGCAAUGGAUCAUGCAGUAGGGGGACUGGCUGGAGUUCGGGAGUUCAGGUUUAGGCCCAGGUUCAGGUGACGGCUUGGGGAAAGGUAGCUUUUGCGACCACGCAGGUCGAAUUGACCAAACAGGCGGCACACGACACAGUACGGUACUGUGCGCGUGGAUAAACGUGAAUGAUGGGGGUGUUGCCGUGGGUGUUACGCAGUGGGAUUACUAUUAAGACGAGGACUCCGAGCAGGCCCCUAAUUGCAACUCAACUAUGACGGCCUGCACAAUACGUAGUGCGGGUGUGCUAUAGGAAGUUCAGAUGGAUCUGUUGGGCGUGGGUGAAGUAUAGCAUGCGCCAAUCGGCUAGUGCGGCGCUAGAUGGCUAGUGCGCUGCAGUGGUGGCGGAACGAAAGCACUGGGGUCCAACCCGCGCCGAUCGGGGCACUGACUUUGUUGUCAUGCGUGGCGGCCAUCGACGUCAUUCAGCCCAGCCCUACCCUGCAAGUGGUGUGGUGAUAACGUUGGCAAGCGAACGGGGAUAACUCCGUGUUGCUAUUGCAUGGACGCGUGUGACGCAUCCAAGAAAACUCGCAUCGGCUCGGUCCUGUAACUACCAUUUUUC